AUGGCGCUACCCAAGCCCACAGUGUCGCACUUGGCCACUGCAGCAUCCGCAAAAGAAACUCGCGACGAGAGCGACGUGAUUCGGGAUCCAAGUUCACUCGAUCGGCUCACUGAGCUCAACUCCAUCGACUCACCUCUUUUACGCCUACCAGCCGAGAUUAGAACAAUGAUCUUCACUUACGUCUUCAGCGGCGGGGAGUACCUUUUCCGCGGAGAUAUGGGUCUUGAAGAUGCGAUACUUGUCUCUUGUGGACAAUCAUUUACGGAGGUGAACAUGAGUCUUCUCUUGGUAUCACGUCAAGCCCACGCCGAGACCGCCUUGCUCCCGUAUAAGCUCAGCACGCUCUGUUUCCCUUUCCAAUUAAGCUACUCAGGUGGCCCAUGGCAGCGCAGCAUCAAACUCUUCCUUGAGGAGAGAUCGGUCGAACAAGUCAAAGCGAUCGCCCGGAUAGAGACUUCUUUAACGAAUUGGGGAGACGCUCAGUACAGGACGGUGAGGACUGGAGUGUACUGGGCUGAGCAAGCGGGUGUCAGCUUUGCCAGAAAGCUACUGGAAGGAUAUGAUGGGUCAGUGCAGGCGACAUGA
Messenger RNA from Alternaria metachromatica, 585 nucleotides. RefSeq lists its product as uncharacterized. The transcript is spliced from 2 exons. Bases 1 to 585 code for a protein of 194 amino acids. Lineage: Eukaryota; Fungi; Ascomycota; Dothideomycetes; Pleosporales; Pleosporaceae. The record is from RefSeq and is a predicted model, not a curated record.